AUGGCUAAUGAGGAACUGCCCAAGGGUUGGGAGAAACGGCUCAGCAGGUCCACAGGGCAACACUAUUGUUUGAAUAUUUAUACCAAGGAGAGUCAGUGGGACGUACCCAGCAAGCCAGCACAGCCGUGCGACAAUGGUGAUGGGCCUGAGGAGGUUCAGUGUUCUCAUAUUCUAGUUAAACAUGCUGGAUCGAGACGUCCCUCCCCCUGGAGGGAACCGAACAUCACGAGAUCGAAGGAAGAGGCCCUUGAUCUUACAAAAUGCGAGUUGGAGGUCGUUUAUUCAAAGGUCUUGUGGGGUCAAAGGAUCACUCAGUUGUCAACGCGAGAUAUUCCUCCAGAAUGA
Messenger RNA from Diachasma alloeum, 345 nucleotides. Its product is annotated as putative peptidyl-prolyl cis-trans isomerase dodo. The transcript has 2 exons. Bases 1 to 345 code for a protein of 114 amino acids. Gene Ontology annotation, molecular function: peptidyl-prolyl cis-trans isomerase activity; protein binding. Gene Ontology annotation, cellular component: cytosol; nucleus. NCBI's taxonomy places the organism in Eukaryota, Metazoa, Arthropoda, Insecta, Hymenoptera, Braconidae. The record is from RefSeq and is a predicted model, not a curated record.